UAAAAGGAAAGCCCUAGAAAGAAAUAGCCAGCUACCAGGUAAACUUUGACCUAUGUCUAUAAAUAGUAUUUUAGUCCAGUAAAACAGUAAAAACUACAUGCUUUGUCGUCCCCAAUUUUUCUGCGCCGCUUUUCCAAACCCUAGCCACCAUGGCAACCCAAUCGGUGAGCUUGUCCGCCGUGCUUCUCAAAUCACUGAGCCUAAUGAUCUCUCAUUGCUCGCUCCACUUCUUCUUGUUGCUCGUUCCCCACGCUUUCAAGCUCUCCACAGUUUUCUACCCAGCUUUGCUUAAAGCCGUCGCCAAACCAGUCCGCCAGAUACUAUUUCUCACAACACCUCCUCCUCCUACUACUUCUCAGCCUCAAAAUACCCAAUCCGCCAUUUUUGGUUUGGUCGUCUUCCUGGCUUUAUACAUCAUCCCCUAUCUCUGGGUACUGGGAUCCGCCACCAACAGCGCGCUUCGCGGGCUCCAAGGCCUACCCGCCGCUGUGAACUCCGGCAUGUCUUGGGUUCUUCCUCUGGUGUUCACACGCGUGCUUUCCCUGAUGCAGAUUGCGUCGUCCUCCUCACUGUUCCGGCUGUUGCUGGAUUUGAUGGUCCCUGUUAUUGGUCCCUAUUUCACUGCGUUCUUGGGUUUGUUUUUUCUGGUGGUCUUACAGAACCGUGACUUGAUGUGGAGCCUAGCUCCGGCCGUGGUGGUGGCGGAGUCGAAAUUGGGUCAGGAUGCCCUAGAGAGGAGCAGCGGGUUAGUAAGACAAAGGGGGCUGAAAAGAGUUGUGUGGUGUUUAAUGGGGUUUUAUGUGUUUGCCACUUGGGGGUUGGGAAUUUUGUGGAUGAAGUCGGAGGGGACAGCUAGUUUACUGCGGAGUUGGGCAUUGGGCCUCCUUGCUUCAUUCUUGCUUCUGUGGUACACGGUGGCAGUCACUGUGUUGUAUUGCAUAGCUUGUGAGGGUGAAGAAGAGGCUGAUGGCGAUGUGAAGUUGCCAAUUGAAGAUGAUGAUGAGGGUUAGGGUUUAGAGUUUAGCACUGUAGACCAAAGUUCCUAACUUUCUAUGGUUAGACCACCGAAAAGGGUAAAAAAGAAAAAACUUAAUAUGAUAGCUUAGUAGUUAUGUGAUCAAUGUAAUAGGUUUUGACAAAAGAAAAAGGAUAAAUGUAGUGGGUUGUAUCUGAAAAAAUUAACCAGCUCCAUUUAAAUGGCAUUCUGUUCUUUCUAUGAA
Molecule: messenger RNA, 1220 nt
Organism: Prunus dulcis (almond)
Lineage: Eukaryota; Viridiplantae; Streptophyta; Magnoliopsida; Rosales; Rosaceae
Exons: 2
Coding region: 150-1010 (286 amino acids)
Source: RefSeq, a predicted model, not a curated record